AAAAUCAACUGAAAGGUAUACUUAAAUUUGUAAUAAGACGAUGAACGUCAGCGAAAGAAUCGAUAUUGAUAAACCAUUAUGGGAUCAGUCUACAUAUAUUGGUAGACUGAAACAUUUCGCUUUCAUUACCGAUUGCCGUAUGAUUUUUGUGAACGAUCAGAAAUUAAGAGAAGCUAAACAAUUCUGUGAUGAUUACAAAAGAGGCAAUAUACCUACUGGAACACGAAUGUCCGAUGUUAUUCGUGCAAAGCAACUCAGGGACGGUGCAUUUCAUUCAGAAACUGGUGAAUUAAUACCCGUUAUUACUAGAUUGUCCUUUCAAAUGCCUACUUCAGUUAUACUUACGACGUCUAUGUUAGCGUGUCAAAAAAGUACCCUUGCUAUAAUAAUAAUUCAAGCAGUACAUCAAAUACAUAAUGCUAUUGUAAAUGACGCGUACAAAAGUAAGCUAAAUGGCGAUGAUAAAAGUGCAAAAAAAGCUUAUUUAUGUGCAGUUGCAACAGGCUCUAUCAUGACUAUUUGUUGCAAAAGAAUAUUGGCUCAAAAAUCAUAUACUUUUACUAGGAAUCUGCCAUUUUGUGCAGUGACUACUGGUCACAUAAUAAAUUUGCCAGUUAUACGUUACAAAGAGAUCAUAACAGGAAUUCCAAUAUACAUGAAAGACAAAACAGAACCUUUCAUGAAAUCAAAAGUAGCAGCUGUGAAGAGUAUUUGUGAAUGUUUAGUCUCAAGAAUGGCUAUGUCCAUACCAUGCUUUCUUCUCAUUCCAAUCAUCACUCAGAAACUUAUGCCCUAUUGUUUUUCUCAGCGUCGACCAUGGAUCUUAAUUCCAAUUCAAACUGGUUUAUGUGCUAUAGGCUGCAUAUUUGCAAUUCCGUCCGCCCUUGCGAUUUUUCCCGAACGAAACUCUAUGAGUCCGAUAUUGAUGAAGUUGCAUCCAUCCGAAUAUGAAGAGUUUAAGGAACAUGCGAAAGAACAUAUAGAUAAAGUGUAUUAUAAUAAAGGUCUAUAA
This is a messenger RNA of Bombus pyrosoma, 1012 nucleotides long. RefSeq names its product sideroflexin-2-like. NCBI's taxonomy places the organism in Eukaryota, Metazoa, Arthropoda, Insecta, Hymenoptera, Apidae. The transcript has 6 exons. Gene Ontology annotation, biological process: monoatomic ion transport; mitochondrial transmembrane transport. The record is from RefSeq and is a predicted model, not a curated record. Gene Ontology annotation, cellular component: mitochondrial inner membrane. Gene Ontology annotation, molecular function: monoatomic ion transmembrane transporter activity. The coding region runs from base 41 to 1012 and encodes 323 amino acids.